This is a messenger RNA of Onychomys torridus (southern grasshopper mouse), 3238 nucleotides long. RefSeq names its product activating transcription factor 1 (gene Atf1). The record is from RefSeq and is a predicted model, not a curated record. The transcript has 7 exons. Gene Ontology annotation, molecular function: DNA-binding transcription factor activity, RNA polymerase II-specific; RNA polymerase II cis-regulatory region sequence-specific DNA binding; protein binding. The coding region runs from base 2162 to 2980 and encodes 272 amino acids. Lineage: Eukaryota; Metazoa; Chordata; Mammalia; Rodentia; Cricetidae. Gene Ontology annotation, biological process: regulation of transcription by RNA polymerase II. Gene Ontology annotation, cellular component: nucleus; ATF4-CREB1 transcription factor complex.
CUGUCUGGAGGGAGGGAAAAAAAUACAUAAAAACGAACAAAGAGAUCUAUUUAUUGCGGGGUAUGGUAGCACACACCUUUAAUCUCAGCUACUCCCCCGGGAGGCAGAAGCGGGUCGAUCUCGGCCUGUGAUUUACACAGCGAGUUCCCGGCCAGCAAGUCCCAAUAGUGAGACAUUAUUGUUUUUAUUUAUGUACGUGUGCCUCGGGAAGGUUAUGUUCACCAUCUGCGUGCAGGUGCCUGAAGAGGCCAUGGGAGUCAGAUCUGGAACUGCAGUUAGAGGAUGUUGCGGGUGCCAGGAACUGGCCUUGUGUCCUACGAAAAGCAGGAGGGGCUCUUAACCGCGCAGCCAUCUCUCCAGCCUAGUGUUAGCUUUUGAGGGUGUUUGCUUGUUUGAGAAAGGCUCACUCAUACUUUAUUCCCAUCUGGUCUUAAACUGUAUGUGGUUCAUACAGUUCAGUUUGGCCUAGAACUCAGCCACACAAGUCUUCAAGGGCCUCUUGACAUCUCAGGCCAUUCCAGCAUAGAUGUGGUAGGAAUCUUGGUAACACUGGCCUCACCUGUGAUAAGAGUUUGUAUGGUAUUUAUGUUCACAAAAUGGGUUUAUCUCAACAUUUUUGUUGCCACUAGAUAUUUUAUUUAGUGUCAGUUGUCCCGUCCCCUGCUUUACAAUGUACACUUAUCGUUUUAUCUCCAUUAUAAUGUAGCUAAGUAAGUGGGAGAGUGUUUGCCUAGCAUGCUUCAUACUCCGCUCUUGGAAACAACUGGAUAUCCCAAAGUUGAAAGUGACAGCUCCUGCCUAGUGUCUGCAGUUCUACAGGACUGUGAUAGUACAUAUCACCAGUAGAUGGUAGUCAAGUCAGAAAACAACAAAAAACCCUGGCAUGGUGUCAGUGAACUUCCAGUUCUCACACAGGAUGAUACCUCCACUUUUCCUGUGCUUCUGUUGCCCUGUCUCUGUAGCUGAGGUGGAGUGGUUCUCUGAGGAUAGUUCUCCAGCCGUUAUUUCCUCAGUUCUAAUUAGAUAACAGGUGGUCUUGUUACAGCGUUAAAUGUGAAGACACAGGCACUGUGUAGGGAAGGGCUGUGCUCCACUUCCUGGGGCUAUGUUCUGGUGGAGAGACAGAAAAACAGCAGUUACAUUACUGUGGUAGGUGUUGCAAGUAGGCCAGCUUGAUCUAGAGAGGGAGUUCUAGGACAACCGAAGCUACACAGAAACUCUGUCUUGAAAGGCCAAAAAGGAAAAAACUACUGGCGUGUACAGUCAGCCUCUAGACUAGUCUAGGGGAGGUCAUCAUGUAGGUUUGCCUGGAGAGGAAAUUAUAGAAGCAAGCCUCAGGAGGAGGAAGGGGAGAUAGUGUUUGUAGCAUAGGAAAUAGCAUGUAUGCAAGCCUGAAGGUGAGGUGAAGCAAGCCAGCCACAUCUGAGGAUCUGUAAGAUUCAGUGUGACUAACAGUUGUGGAAAUGAUGGGUAAGGGGGGCUCCCUGACCCCAAACUUACUGUUCACUCAUGACAGUCAGUCUCUGCUGGCCACUGAGCACACGUUAGUAGGCUGGUAAACACAGCUCAUUGUUAAAUAGUCUAGAGAGAUACCAUUCAAGGGAACCCUAUUAAGAUAGAUAGGGAUGGUAACGGGAAAGUGUUGUUGGAACAGAGGCAUGUGAAAUAAAAAAACAAGGCUUUUGGUUAAAACAGCCCUAGCUUGAGGUCUUUCGAAUAGUACUGAGUAAAAUAGGGCAUUCACGAGGUGGCUUGUGACAAGCUCUUAGCAGUUGGGAGGAGCUCAGUUGUACAGUGCUUGGAUGACGACCCUAGCUGUGGCCUCCAGCAGCAUCACAAAAAACCAAAGUUCUUAUCUUGGAAUCUAUCUUGGAAUCUUCCUAAAAGUCUGCAGAAUUUGUUAACCCACCUUGCCUUGGGCUAGGGGUGUUGCCUAGAUAGAUCCCUACUCCUUCAAGGCCCUGGGUGUGAUGGCAAUUUCGUAUAAAGCUGCUGGGGAGGUGGAGUCAGGAUGAUCAGAAGCUCCAGAAAGGUCAUCCUCUCCUAGAUAGCAAGUUUGAGGCCAACCUGGGCUACAGAAGAGCCUAUCAUAGGGGAAAGUACCUUGCCUUUUCCGUGCCAGCAAUUCAUAGCCUGCUGUGACCUCUCAGUUCCCAGAAGCAUGUUGAUUAUGGAAGAUUCCCACAAGAGUAACACUUCAGAGACUGCACCUCAGCCUGGUUCAACAGUUCAGGGAACUCACAUUUCUCAGAUAGCCCAUCAGGUGUCAUCUUUAUCAGAAAGUGAGGAGUCUCAGGACUCAUCUGACAGCAUAGGCUCCUCACAGAAAGCCCACGGGAUCCUGGCUCGGCGUCCAUCUUACAGAAAAAUUUUGAAAGACCUCUCUUCUGAAGAUACACGGGGCAGAAAAGGAGACGGAGAAAGUCCUGGUAUUUCCGCUGUCACGUCUAUGUCUGUUCCAACCCCCAUCUAUCAGACCAGCAGCGGACAAUACAUUGCCAUUGCCCCAAACGGAGCCUUACAGUUGGCCAGUCCAGGCACGGAUGGAGUGCAGGGGCUGCAGACACUAGCCAUGACAAAUUCCAGCAGUGCUCAGCAAGGGACAAUCCUCCAGUACGCACAGACUUCGGAUGGACAGCAAAUCCUCGUCCCGAGCAACCAGGUGGUCGUGCAGACUGCAUCAGGAGACAUGCAGACCUACCAGAUCCGAACCACACCGUCCGCCACUUCACUGCCACAGACUGUGGUGAUGACUUCUCCUGUGACUCUUACAUCUCAGACAACAAAGACCGACGACCCCCAACUGAAAAGGGAAAUACGGCUGAUGAAAAACAGAGAAGCUGCCCGAGAAUGCCGCCGGAAGAAGAAGGAGUACGUCAAGUGCCUGGAGAACCGAGUCGCCGUCCUGGAAAACCAAAAUAAAACUCUCAUAGAAGAGCUAAAAACUUUGAAGGAUCUUUAUUCUCAUAAAAGUGUUUGAUUCUCUAAAGAGAAAGUAUUUUUAUGGACUUGCUUUAAAGUGAGGUGGAUUUCUUUUUAGUGGAGUUUUAUAAAUUCAGAGGUCAAAGAAGCUACUUUGUAUUAGGUUUUUACAGCGUGAAGUUGACAGAGGGUGAGUGGAGAUGAGCAGGAGGAAGCUGCUGCCAGGACUGGAAGAUGGGGGAGACUCCAGGAAAUGGACUUCAGCGGUGGACACUUAGACGGCGUCCAGCCAGAAGCGGCGGCAGCGGCAGCGGCG